UUUCUUGUAUAUUCCAUGUGUUGUUUGGCAUGCUUCAACUUCUCUUUGCAUUUUUUGCUAUUUGUAGCAUCUGGUCUUAAGUUAUUAGGAAUUUUCAGUUUUGCUUUAAUUUCUCCAAUCCUCUUUUAGUUACUGAUUAAGGGGCCAUCACUUGGUGUAAUUGUAAAAGCUUGGGCUGCCAGCAUUAAGACGCAGGCUUGAGUGUGAGGGUGGCCACUUCGUGCAAAAAAAUGCCAAUGGUCAGGACUGACUCCAGUCAAUCCCUCCUCGGACCCUGCGAAAGGAGGACUUGCACCAGGUUGUCAACUCUUGGUGGUGCUGGCAUCAUACCUGAGCGAUGAGCGCAGUCAAUAUAACAAAUGUCACUGUUUUAGACAAUCCUGCAGCAUUUCUCAAACCUUUCCAGUUCGAGAUUUCUUAUGAAUGCUUGAUUCCCCUCAAGGAUGAUUUGGAAUGGAAGCUUAUUUAUGUGGGGUCAGCUGAGGAUGAGACCUAUGACCAACUCCUAGAAAGUGUUUUUGUUGGGCCUGUUAAUAUUGGCAACUACCGGUUUGUCUUUCAGGUAGACCCUCCUGACCCUUCGAAGAUCAGGGAGGAGGAUAUAAUUGGUGUAACAGUACUGUUGCUGACUUGUUCUUAUGUGGGACAGGAGUUUAUCAGAGUAGGUUACUAUGUGAAUAAUGACUAUGAUGAUGAACAGCUUAGGGAGGAACCACCCCCUAGGGUGUUAAUUGAUCGGGUUCAGAGAAACAUUUUGGCUGACAAACCCCGGGUUACCAAGUUCCCCAUUAACUUCCAUCCAGAAACCAAUGAGAGCAGUGAACAACCACCACCGCCUUUACCUGAACGUAUUGAUGAUGAACCAGACCCUGAGUUUCCCACAACAUGAAGCUUGUACAGAAAUUUGACUCUUUUCUUUUAAUGUCAUAUACUGAAAAAACAAAGGAAA
Molecule: messenger RNA, 949 nt
Organism: Telopea speciosissima
Lineage: Eukaryota; Viridiplantae; Streptophyta; Magnoliopsida; Proteales; Proteaceae
Product: probable histone chaperone ASF1A
Exons: 4
Coding region: 338-889 (183 amino acids)
Biological process (GO): DNA replication-dependent chromatin assembly
Cellular component (GO): nucleus
Molecular function (GO): histone binding
Source: RefSeq, a predicted model, not a curated record